AAAACCCAUCGCAUACGCAGCUUCCCUAUCACACACACACACACACACCCACACACAGAAAGAGAAAGAGCACAUCAGUUAAGGCAGGAUUCUGGUUAUCAUUUAUUAGCAUCUUUAUGUCAGGUCAAAGUGUGAACACCAGCAUGGAGGACAAACUGCUACAAACACCUGAACAGGAAAAUGUCCCAAAAAGACAGGUUUCACCGGCCCAUCCACGCAAAUUCGGGGUGACAAGGAAAUUGCGCGAUAGGAGGGAUUUUAAGGAAGACGAGAACCCAGAAGAGAAAACACGAAGACACAAGGAGCUGGAGCUGAAGCCUCUAUAUAGGGAGCUGUUGUACACCAUCGCCCAUAAGAUGGGUAAACCUUCGUCAACUGAGGUCUUCACUGAUAGCCAGCUUCAAGAAUACGUAAAGGAGGCUUUCAAUAUGACAGAUGCAGAGCACGACAGUCUGAAGGACAAAGUACAGAGUGCAGAGCCCCCAGUUUACUGCCUGAUGGCCACUGUAAAGGAAGGAAAGGAAAUCCUGGGAAAAGACGUCACUGGUUUCAGUGACCCAUACUGCAUGCUGACCAUACUGGAGGAUGAACAACAGCAUCGCACACGUCUGUCCAAAGCCAAACCCUGUAAAUCAGUGGUGAAGGACGCUACAUCGCAUGACAAAAUUUACGAGACAGACAUCAAGAAGCAGACCCUGAACCCUAUCUGGAACCAAACCUUCAUACUAGAGUUUGAAGAAAUCGAUGGGGCCAACUUCCACCUCGAGAUGUGGGACAAGGAUGAAGAUGUGUCCCUCUCUCAGAAAUUAGAGGAUAUCAAAUCUAACUUUAAUAGUCUAAAGAGAAUGAUCAAGGAUGCAAAAAAGGAGAAAGGCACAGAUGACUUCUUGGGAUGCAUUGUCCUAAAGCUACAGGAUCUCCACUGUACUGAAGACAACUGGUACAACCUGGAGCCCAGAACAGAUACGUACCCUGAUCGUGGCAAGUGCCACUUGAAUCUCAAGUUCAUCCAUAAACAGAGAGACGGAACGCUGAGUGCUGGUCGUAGCGCUUAUGUCAACUACUGUGGGAUCCUGCAGCAGUGUAUACAAGCUUACAUCUCCAAGACACAGAGUUCUGCUCCGUGGAAAGGAGAGUUGUGUGGGGAGGCUCAGACGCUCCUCGAGUUUUAUGCUACGCAGAAUAACCUCUCCCCCUUUCUUCAGGACCUGGCGAAGUGGGUGACGUACAGUAAGUUGUAUCAGAGCCUGGAGUUGGACUCGUCUAUGCUGCUCCAGCAGCUCACCAGUAUAGAGUACCACUGGCAUCAGCAGCAGCUGCCCUACCAGCAGAAACAGGAACUUGGAGACUCUCUUCAUGGUUUCCUGCAGUACGGACUCUGUCUGGUGGCCAAAUACAGAGACAUCUUCCCCCCAACACCCAGUGCUACUCCGAAACUACACACACUGCUCAGAAUCUUGGUCCAGAUCUGCAAGACUCAGGCGUUUCAGAAACUGAACCCGGCUCAGUUUGAGUUGCAUGAUGAGGUCAUCGAUGUCAUACAGAAGGGUACACAGGAGUGGUUUACCAUCCAGAAGGGUUUGCAUCAGCCAAUGACUAAGGACCUGUCAGAGAUUGUGGUUGGCCUCUCCAGAUUGAUCACGAAGGUGCAGGAGGACAUCAAACAUAACAAAGACGUCUGGAACAGGGUAUUUGUUAGUGUUGUGCAACUGGAUGUGUUCACUGUUAUCUAUCAGAGGUUGGACUCCCUGCUGGCAAAAGAAGUGAAGGAAACCUUGUCGCUGAUGGAUAAAAACAUGGAGCAGCUCCUGGCCAACAGUCUGUUCCCCAUUUACCUGAGCCUGCAGGCCAUCCACAAAGACAAGGCAUUCUUACAGAAAAGGGGAAUACUGGAGCUGACAAACUUUCACGAGGGCUUCAGAGACGCUCUGCCUUACUGGCUCAACCAGGCAUUCAGCAAAACUCAGGACAGGGUGGAGCGCGCUGUGCAGGUGGACCAGCUCGUGCCCCUCCAGGCUGGUUCAGUGCCAAUAAAACACAGUUCCUCAGCAGUGGACCUGGUGGCGUGUGUCCAGCCUAUCUGCCAGCUUUGGGAGCAGCUCUCCUGGCCUGACCCUGAGGAGGCCUUUAUGCUCAUGGUCAAGCUCACUGAGGAUGUGUGUAGGAUUGUCAUAAACUACUGUCGCAUCCUGAAGGAGCGGGUCAAGGUGCUGUCGAAGGACUCGGAUCAUGGCAGUGCUAUAAAUAUGUUGUGUGUGGUAGUGAACGACUUGGAGCACCUAAGGUCCGUCCUGACCAGACUUCCCACACAGCUGAACUGGGCAGGGCUUCGAGACCGCACGCAAAAUGUCAUCGGUAAAGGCCAGUUCCACAACACACUGCCCUCGCAGGUUGAGCAGGCACAGAGCUUCCUCAGCCGCGAGAUCCGCUCUGCUUUGGACACUCUCGGGAAAAAGCUGAAUACCGACAUUGAGACUCAUGUGAGAAACAUGUCAACCAGGCGUCGGAUUCCCUCCAAGUCCACAGAAGAUGCAGCCGCCCCUCUGAUGCGCUUUCUGGAACAAGAGCUGCACUACAUGAAUGAAUACCUGGUUCAAGAGAACUUCAACAGUCUUCUGACUCCACUUUGGAAUAACUCGUUGAAGAUCCUCGAGCACGUGGCUAGUCAGCAUCGACAACAGGAAGGGCUCAUGGUGUUCUGCCAGAGGCUGCUGUACACUCUACAGUGCCUAGAGCAGUGCUUCCAUGCCGAGGGAAAUGGACUCCCUCUGAAAUCACUUCACUCAGAUGAGUACAAGAUUCUCAAAGCUCAUCUGACUGAUAACUCUCUGAGCAGCCUGGAGCUCGUGCAGAAGUUCCACGAGAGGAAGAUAAGGGAGCAGAACGUGUACAGCGGAGAGAAAUACGGCGCAGUCACCCUCCUCACAUCCUACAGGAGAUCUGACCAGAGACUGAGAGUUGAGGUGUUGAACGCUGUCAACCUCGUACCACUGGACUCUAACGGUUUUAGUGAUCCAUUUGUGCAGCUGUGUCUGGAGCCUCACCACAUCUUUCCUAAGGUAGAGGUUCGCUGCACUCAGUUCAAAAGCUGUGACCUCAACCCUCUUUUUGACGAGGCCUUCGAAUUUCUGGUUUCCUUGGAUCAGUGCCUGUCUCAAGGGGCUUGCCUGCUGGUGACUGUUCUGGACCACGACACCUUGAGGUCGGACGACUUCGAAGGCGAGGCCUUCCUGGGACUCAAGGGCAUACCGGGAGUUGGAGGAGCAAGGGAGGGAGAUGGACUCAGCUCACGGCCCGACAGCCCCCCUGCUCAGAUACGUCUGCCACUGAUGCAUCCUAAACCUAAUGAAGACAGCAUUCUGAGUCUACUGGAGUCCAGGAAGGGAGAACGCGAGGCUCAGGCCUUCGUGAAGAAGCGAAGACACAGAGAGAAACAGUCUCAGGAAGGGGUGGGAGAGAAAUAAAUACAGAAACCAGCUCUUCCUCCAAAAAUAUACAAUUUGUUUUUAAUGAUCUGUACCAAAAACAAAAAAGAUCCACUCAGAUGGAAACACUGGUGUUGGAUGAGUUGUGUGUUGGUUAAUACCAGAGACCAUCACAGUGAUCAUGAACAUUUUCACACCUGCAUUUAAACCUUACAAGCCUUCAUACAUCUGUUUGCUCCCAAUGCUUUGUCUUAUCAGUGCAAAAGAUAAGUAUGACAUAAUUUAACUGUAUAUGACAACAUUUGACAAACUGUGAAAUGUUAGAGAUUACUACACAUGUAAAAAAUUGGCAGAGAAAGUCUGUCACAUGUUCAAAACAUAGCAAAGAGGCUGGUAAAAAAAGACAGAACGUGUAUGUUUGAGUAAAAAUUAAAAUGAUGUAAUUUCAAAAACUACACAA
This is a messenger RNA of Pleuronectes platessa (European plaice), 3885 nucleotides long. RefSeq names its product unc-13 homolog D (C. elegans) (gene unc13d). NCBI's taxonomy places the organism in Eukaryota, Metazoa, Chordata, Actinopteri, Pleuronectiformes, Pleuronectidae. The transcript has 34 exons. Bases 117 to 3464 code for a protein of 1115 amino acids. The record is from RefSeq and is a predicted model, not a curated record.